This is a messenger RNA of Nelumbo nucifera (sacred lotus), 2126 nucleotides long. RefSeq names its product Cupredoxin superfamily protein. Gene Ontology annotation, molecular function: copper ion binding; oxidoreductase activity. The record is from RefSeq and is a predicted model, not a curated record. Gene Ontology annotation, cellular component: extracellular region. NCBI's taxonomy places the organism in Eukaryota, Viridiplantae, Streptophyta, Magnoliopsida, Proteales, Nelumbonaceae.
GUGGAACACCCAGUUGGUACACAACCUGUCCCAGUUUCUCCACCGGUUUCUCGUCAGCGACCGGAAAUUUAACAACUCCUAAGAUUAGAGAUUUGCCGUUUUUUUUUCCACCAGAAAACGAAGAAAAAGAAUUGGAUGCUGCUGUGUGCCACCAUGCACUAUCAAAGAGUUGGAAUCGGGUUGCUUCUUUGGUCUGUCUUUUUUACUCUAAUACUAGCCCCAACAGUUGAUGCUAGAAUCCGCCACUACAAAUGGGAGGUUAAAUAUGAAUUUAAAUCACCAGACUGCUAUAAGAAGCUGGCGAUUACCAUCAAUGGGAGAACCCCAGGGCCGACAAUACAAGCGCAGCAAGGCGAUACCGUCAUUGUCGAGCUUAAGAAUGGUUUGGUGACAGAGAAUGUCGCAAUUCAUUGGCAUGGAAUCCGACAGAUUGGAACCCCAUGGAUGGAUGGAACAGAAGGAGUAACUCAGUGUCCAAUUUUGCCGGGAGACACUUUCAUUUACAAGUUUGUUGUGGAUAGGCCCGGAACAUAUUUGUACCAUGCGCACUAUGGGAUGCAAAGAGAAGCUGGGUUGUAUGGUGCCAUACGAGUCUUGGUUCCUGAUGGUGUUAAGGAGCCAUUCUCAUACGACUACGACCGAAGCAUCAUCCUUAACGAUUGGUACCACAAAAGCACCUUUGAACAAGCUGCAGGCUUGUCUUCGAAAUCCUUUGUGUGGGUGGGAGAGCCUCAGUCGCUCUUGAUACAAGGAAGAGGAAGAUUCAACUGCUUGGCUUCAGGCCUACAAGCUGAUACUUGUAAUUCGACAAACCCAGAAUGCUCUCCCUAUUUCUUAACAGUCGUCCCGGGGAAGACAUAUCGACUUAGGAUUGGGAGCUUGACGUCUCUAUCUGCACUGAAUUUCGCCAUUGAGGGGCACAACUUGACAGUUGUGGAGGCUGAUGGACACUAUGUAGAGCCAUUCGUUGUACAAAACCUGAACAUCUACUCUGGGGAGACAUACUCUGUUCUUGUGAGAACAGAUCAGGAUCCUUCAAGGAAUUAUUGGGCUGCUACAAACGUGAUCAGUCGAAAUAGAACUACUCCAACCGGCUUGGCGAUCUUCAAUUACUAUCCGAACCAUCCCCGUAGAUCACCUCGAACAGCUCCACCGACAGGGCCUCAGUGGAAUGACUCGGACUACAGAUUGGCGCAGAGUGUUGCCAUUAAGGCACGCCAAGGCUACAUCAUCCCACCUCCCCUAACCUCUGAUAGAGUCAUUACGCUCCUCAACACACAGAACAGGAUAGACGGUUACAUGCGCUGGUCUGUUAAUAACGUCUCCUUCACCCUCCCUCAUACCCCAUAUCUCAUUGCGCUCAAGAAGAACAUGACCCAUGUGUUCGAUCAAACCCCAGCACCAGAAAAUUAUGAUUCCGCAAGCUACGAUAUCUUUAGCGCCCCAAAGAAUCCUGAGGCUACUUACAGUAACUCCAUUUACAGGUUGAAGUUCAAUUCUACAGUGGACAUUAUUCUACAAAAUGCAAACUCACUGAUGAACAACACAAGUGAAACACAUCCAUGGCACCUGCACGGACAUGAUUUCUGGGUGUUGGGGUAUGGAAAGGGGAAGUUCGACCCCGUGAAUGAUCCGAAGAAGUACAACCUGGUUAAUCCCAUCAUGAAGAACACGGUGCCCGUUCAUAGUUAUGGAUGGACUGCUCUGAGAUUUCGGGCAGAUAACCCGGGGAUCUGGGCCUUCCAUUGCCAUAUAGAAUCUCAUUUCUACAUGGGUAUGGGCGUGGUAUUUGAAGAAGGUGUGGAAAGAGUUGGAGAGCUCCCUUCAUCCAUCAUGGGUUGUGGAGAAACAAAAGGUGUCUAUCGGCCCUAGAAGAAGCUCUAAUGUUUUACAGAGUUCACUUUCGCUCCUUCCAUGAAGGACCCGGGAGCACCCCUGGGACAGAAACGUAAUAGACACUGAAUAAGAGGUAGAUCAGAUGGCAUUUUUUAAAUGUAUGAAUAGUUGAAUACUGUCAAAAAAAGAAUUAUAACAAUGAAUUCUAGUUAACAUUGUUUUUUAACAAGAAAAAAAAAUUGCUGUUUACUUGUUUUCGCAACAAUAUUGAAAGUGUAGCAUUGGCAACA